AGAUUAAGUAUAAAACCGGCAAAUAUCGAUUCCUAUUGUAUCAGUUUAAAAACAACUUUUGCUUAAAGCAUACACAACAUAUAUCAAUAAGUUAAAAUAACGUGAAGUAGAGCAUCCACGAAUCUAUAGACACAAAAUAAUCGAGAGAAAUUAGAUAGAAAAAAGAUUAUAGUAUAAUAAUAACAGAACAUAAGACUACAGCAAAGAACAACAAAGAAAGGGGAAAGAAGGAAAAGUAAAUCUUAUAAGAAUGUCAUUACCGCCAACAUUUGUGGAAGGAUUUCAUUAUGAAGACCAAGUUAGACGAAUGGAAUAUCGUCAACUGGGUAAAACUCAUAUGUUGGUAUCAAAAAUAAGCAUUGGCGGUGGAACUUUGUGUGACAUGGCAUACGGUAUUUUAGAUUUUGAUGAAGCCAAACGUACUGUCAUUGAGGCAUUACGAAGAGGAAUUAACUAUAUUGACACAGCCGUAUAUUAUGGUGAAGGACAGUCAGAGAGCAAUAUUGGGAAAAUAUUGAAAGAAGUUCCUCGUGAAGCAUAUUAUAUUGCAACAAAAACAUGUCGUUUCGAGAGAGCAGGACCAAAUCAGUUUGAUUUUGGCUAUGAACGAACCAUAAAAAGUGUUGAUGAAAGUAUGAAGCGACUCGGUGUUGAUUACAUAGACCUUUAUCAGCUUCAUGACGUUGAGUUUGCUGAUAAUAUUGAUGAGGUCAUUAAUGGAGCUUUCAAGGCGUGCUUGGAAUUAAAGCAAAUGGGAAAGAUACGAGCAAUUGGAAUUAAUGGAUAUCCAUUGAGCGUCUUAAAGGAAGGUAUAUGUAAAGGGGAUGGGAAACUUGAUACCGUUUUGACUUAUUCUCGUUAUGUUCUUACUGACGAUUCACUCCUUGAAUAUUUACCAUUCUUUAAUGACAUGAAUGUCGGAGUUAUAUGUGCAGCCGUCCAAGCUAUGGGAUUAUUAACAAACAAUGGUCCCCAAGCUUGGCAUCCAGCAAACGAUGAAUUGAAAGCUAUAGCAGCUGAAGCAUCAGAAUUUUGUAAAUCAAAUGAAGUUCAAUUGGGAAAAUUGGCAGCAUAUCAUUCAAUGAAUAUUCCCGGGAAAGUUGGUACAUUUUUAAUGGGUAUGGAGAAAAUGGAAUAUUUAAAUCACAAUCUGAGUGCAAUGCUUGAUGGUCUCAACGUGAAGGAAAUGAAUGUUUAUAAAACUUUAAUGAACAGUGUCUUCUCGAAGGUUAAGAAAGAAAUUCAACAUUGGGAAGGAUUUGAGGUCUCACGGUACAGAAACGAAAAGAAAACAUGGCAAAAACAUUAAGAAUUAAUUCAUUUUCUGUAUGAUAAAAUAUGUCAGAAAAGACCUAAAUAAAUAAAGUUCAUGUAUAUGCAAAUUACAA
This is a messenger RNA of Chironomus riparius, 1388 nucleotides long. Lineage: Eukaryota; Metazoa; Arthropoda; Insecta; Diptera; Chironomidae. The record is from the annotation of a GenBank genome assembly.